Gongylonema pulchrum is the source of this 498-nucleotide messenger RNA. NCBI's taxonomy places the organism in Eukaryota, Metazoa, Nematoda, Chromadorea, Rhabditida, Gongylonematidae. The record is from the annotation of a GenBank genome assembly.
AUGGGCAAUCCAGUGAUGCUCUACUUCUACAAUAACAUAGUCUCGCAGGCCUGGAAAGACAAGUUCAUCCAUUCGCAUGUAUCGGUGGCUGGCGCUUGGGGUGGUGCUCUGCAGAUCGUCCGUCUUUUCGCUUCAGGUGAACAUCUAGGAUACAACAUGAACCACUACCGCAUUCUGCUGCCGCCGAGUACUCUGCGUGAUAUGCAGCGAUCAUUUACCAGUUCUGCUUUCCUGUUUCCAAGUUACAAUGUCUGGAAUGACUCCGAAGUUGGUCCUUUGUUGUUGCUUCACCCAAAAUAUUCGGUGCUGGCAGCAGUCGGCGACAAAAACUACACGCUGAAAAAUGUGGAAGAAUUUUUCAACGAUAUCAGAUACGAAGUAGGCUUCAGUCAGUAUCAAAACACGGCUCACCUAUUGGGCAAAUUUAGCGCACCAAAAGUCGAGGUGCGUUACGUUUUUAUCAGUGCUCUUUACGUAGUGGAAAAAAGAACUAUUUAA